AUUUUUGUCCAACAAUCCCGCGCUCUUUGAUCCGCACUGGGACCCACAGCGGUUGUGUCCGAACACCCCAUACCUCCCGAGAAUAGAUGCUCGGGAUUUGAAAAAUGAUCUGACUCCAUUGUCCAAUCAGAGAAUCUCAGUAAUCGUGCGUGUCUUAUCUUAUUAAUUGUUUCUUAUCUAGUCUCUGUGAAGCGACGUCGAGAGAGGUAGUGCUCAUUUGACUGCAUCGUGACAAUGCUUCUCGACUAUGUGCCUCCCGUUCAAAACGAAUACCACAAAUUUGUCACAAACCAAAAAUUCGCUUACAUUGACUCAAUUGAACUAGAAUCAGGGGAGCAAUUGGAAGGAGUUGUCGUUGCGUACAAAACAUGGGGAAAGUUGAACGGAAAUGGUGACAACUGUCUCGUUGUCUGCCAUGCAUUAUCCGGCAGUAGUGAUAUUGUAGAUUGGUGGGGCCCGUUACUUGGAAACGGCAACGCAUAUGACACUUCGAGAUACUUCAUCUUCUGUGCCAAUGUACUCGGCUCACCUUACGGUACAACCUCAUCGUUAAGCUUGGAUCCACGAAGUGGACAAUCCUACGGGCCUGAGUUUCCUCAAAGCACAAUUCGAGAUGACGUGCGCUUGCACAAACUGGUACUCGACGCCCUUGGAGUGUCCAGUAUCGCUGCAGUAGUUGGCGGGUCUAUGGGAGGAAUGAUGACCCUUGAGUGGCCACUUUGUACUCCUGAAGGCUACCUGAAGAACAUCAUUCCCAUCUCGACUUCAGUGGACCACGAUGCAUGGGGCAUCGCCUGGGCAGAAGCUCAAAGGCAGUGCAUCUAUGCAGAUCCAGCUUUCGAGGAAGGCUAUUACCUUCCAACUCCCGCAACACAGCCAGCUGCUGGCCUAGCAGCCGCGAGGAUGGUUGGCAUGCUCACAUAUCGCUCGUCGCCGUCAUUCAACAGCAGAUUUGGCCGUGGUGAAGGAGGAUCUCAACUCAAGGCUGUCAAUGAGGUCCUCGCCAAUACCACUCUAGUCAAUGGCAAUGGGAAAAGCAAAAGAGACAGCAAAUCCAACGGCGUCCACAACUCCGCCAAAGACUUCAAGGCUCACAGCUACCUUCGCUAUCAAGGCGAGAAGUUCGUCAAACGCUUUGACGCCAACUGCUUCAUCCACCUAACGCAAAAAAUGGAUCAUCACGAUGUCACAACAAAUCGAAUACCCCCUCACGAACUUUGUUCCAUGUCCAAACAAGAGUCACUACGGAGAGUCUUCCGCAAAGUACCAAAGAAUGCAUUAGUCAUAGGAAUCGACUCAGAUGUCCUGUUCAGGCCUGAACAGCAAGUAGAGAUUGCGGAUGCAUUGCCUGAAGCAUCUUUGGUGAUGAUUCCUUCUGUUGAGGGGCAUGAUGGGUUCUUGCUUGAGUUUGAGAUUUUGGGGCCUCUGAUUGAAGCGCAUUUGAGAAAGCAGUGUCCUUGGAUUUAUGAAGGCGCACCUUUGGUCGUUGAGGACUCGACGAGUGCUGUUAGAGAUAGUGUUUUCGGUGAAGUUGAAUCUGGGUGGUGA
Molecule: messenger RNA, 1548 nt
Organism: Mollisia scopiformis
Lineage: Eukaryota; Fungi; Ascomycota; Leotiomycetes; Helotiales; Mollisiaceae
Product: homoserine O-acetyltransferase
Exons: 3
Coding region: 235-1548 (437 amino acids)
Biological process (GO): L-homoserine metabolic process
Molecular function (GO): homoserine O-acetyltransferase activity
Source: RefSeq, a predicted model, not a curated record